Chlamydomonas reinhardtii is the source of this 4268-nucleotide messenger RNA. RefSeq lists its product as uncharacterized. The transcript is spliced from 20 exons. Gene Ontology annotation, cellular component: nucleus; RNA polymerase I complex. The record is from RefSeq and is a predicted model, not a curated record. Lineage: Eukaryota; Viridiplantae; Chlorophyta; Chlorophyceae; Chlamydomonadales; Chlamydomonadaceae. The coding region runs from base 237 to 3380 and encodes 1047 amino acids. Gene Ontology annotation, molecular function: DNA-directed RNA polymerase activity; DNA binding; ribonucleoside binding. Gene Ontology annotation, biological process: DNA-templated transcription.
AUACGUUUGGUAAGCUUUAUACUCUCAUAUGCACGAGCGCCUGCCUGAAUUUAGGCAACUCAGCGAAGGCUUUUGGCAUACCACGCUCGUUUCUGGGUUUGAGAGCUUGUAUAGUCAUCAUUUGAUACGUACAUACUGCAUGCACGUUUGACAUUGCGCGGCGAGCAGAGAGCAGCCGCCGCCCCAAUCGCCGACCGCCGAAGGACGGCACAUAGCCCGUCCGCGCGGAGGGAAUUAUGGCGGACGGCGCUGAGGACCCUCGGCGGGGGCCGCUAGACACGGGCACGGAACGCUACCAAAAGCUCAAGCAGACGCAAGUGCCGCGCGAUGAGCAGGAGGUGCCGCUCGAGUACCAAAAACUGGUAGAGCCGCACGUCGCGUCUUUCAACUACUUCAUCGGCGAGGGUUUGCAGAAUGUCGUGGAGAGCCUGCAGCCCGUCGAGGUGACGCACCCCACCACGGGCCUGGUCACGCGCAUCUGGCUCAGCGACGUGCGCGUGGAGAAGCCGGUGCGGGACGACGUGGUGGGGCUGCGGCUGGGCGGCGGCGGCGGCGGCGCCUCGGUGGCCAACAGCCGCAUCAUGCCGCGCGACUGCAGAGAGGGGGGCACCAGCUACAAGGGCAACCUGAUGGCCACGUUCAACUGGUGUGAGGGCGACGGCGAGCGCUGCUGCAUCGACAGGAAGCUGGGCGGUUUGCCGAUUAUGGUUCGCUCCGACGCCUGCAACCUGUCCGGCAUGAGUCGUGCCGAGCUGGUGGCUGCCAAGGAGGAGGCAAACGAGAUGGGCGGCUACUUCAUCUGCAACGGCAUAGAGCGCAUCAUCCGCUGCCUGGUGGCUCAGCGGCGGCACUACAUCAUGGCUCUACGCCGCGGCGCCUACCACAAGCGUGGAGCCAACUACACGGACGCAGCCACACUCAUCCGCUGCGUGCGCCCCGACCAGUCUAGCGCCACGGUGCGCUGCCACUACCUCACAGACGGCACCGUGAACUUCGCGUUCACCAUGCGGCGUGCCGAGUACUUCAUCCCCGCGGGCGUGCUGCUCAAGUGCUUCCUGGAGGUCAGUGACCGGGAGCUGUACGGCAAGUUGGUGUCGGGCAGUGCCCCGGGCGGCGGCGCGGCGGCGUUCGCGGCGGAGCGGGCGGAGCUGCUGCUGCGGCAGGCGGACCGACACGACCUGCGCACCAAGACGCAGUGUAUCGAGUACCUGGGCCGUCACUUCCGAGUGGUGUUGGAACAGCCCCCGUCAGCCACCGACUACGAGGUGGGCGAGGCUCUCCUGGCCGAGUACGUGUUCAUCCACCUGGACCCAGCCCGCCCCGCCGACAAGCUCAACCUGCUGGUGGCCAUGUUGCACAAGCUGUACGCACUGGUGUGCGGCGCAUGCGCGGAGGACAACCCGGACGCACUGACGCAUCACGAGAUCCUGCUGCCGGGCCACCUGCUCCUCAAGUUCAUGAAGGAGAAGCUGGAGGACACGCUGUCCAUCACGCGCGAGCUGAUGAAGAAGGACCUGGAGGCGCGGCCCGGGACCGACGUGGCGUCCGCCGAGUACAUGGCGGGUCUGCUGAAGAAGCUGGGCGACGUGGGCUCCAAGUUCGAGUACCUGCUCAACACAGGCAACCUGGUGUCGCGCUCGGGGCUGGACCUCAGCCAGGCAACCGGGUUCACGGUGGUUGCCGAGAAGCUCAACUUCUUCCGCUACCUGUCCCACUUCCGCUCCGUGCACCGCGGCGCCUACUUCGCCGAGCUGCGCACCACCACUGUGCGCAAACUGCUGCCCGAGUCCUGGGGCUUCAUGUGCCCCGUGCACACGCCCGACGGCGCGCCCUGUGGACUGCUCAACCACUUCACCGCCGCCUGCUCCAUCGUGACGCAGGGCAGCAGCAACGAGGAGCUCACCAGCCUGGGCAUCAUGCAGGUGCUCACAGCGCUGGGCAUGUCCCCCGCCGCGCCCGCGCUGUCGCCGCCGCCGCCGCCCGACUACCUGUGUGUGCAGCUGGACGGUCGGGUGGUGGGGCACGUGCGGAGCGGGGCGGCGGCGGCAGCGCUGGUGGCGCGGCUGAGGGCCAUCAAGGCGUCGGCACUGGAGGCGUACGAGCGCGGCGUGCCCGCCGAGGGCGUGGGUCUGGGCGCGGCUGAGGCUGAGGUGCCGUACCACCUCGAGGUGGUGCACGUGCCGCCGCUGCUGGGCGGCCCCUUCCCCGGCGUGUUCCUGUUCAGCCAGAGCGCGCGCAUGAUCCGGCCCGUGGUGCAGCUGGACAGCUCCAAGCGCGAGAUGCUGGGCAGCCUGGAGCAGUGCUUCAUGUCCAUCCGCUGCCCCGACGGCGGCCACGGCGGCAGCCCCGGCCUGGCCUUCACGCACGCCGAGCUGGGCGCCGGUGCCAUGCUGAGUGUAGUGGCCAGCCUGACGCCCUACAGCGACUUCAACCAGUCGCCGCGCAACAUGUACCAGUGCCAGGUGACGCUGAUCGGCACUGGCGGCGGCCGCGGCGGCGGCGGCGGCGAGCUGCCGCAGCAGGCCAACAUCCGCCUUCGCUUCAACCGCAACCCCAUGAUCGGCGAUAAGUUCGCCAGUCGGCACGGCCAGAAGGGAGUGCUGUCCAUCUUGUGGCCAGACACCGACAUGCCCUUCUGCGCGGCAACCGGCAUCCGGCCCGACCUGAUCAUCAACCCGCACGCCUUCCCCUCGCGCAUGACCAUUGGCAUGUUGGUGGAGAGCCUGGUCAGCAAGGGCGGCGCGCUGGCAGGGCAGUUCGUGGACGCCAGCCCCUUCCAGCGGGCGGACGGCGUGGAGAAGGGCAACGCCACGGAGCGCUGGGGUGCCUACCUGGAGCGGCAGGGCUUCAGCCGCUACGGGCAGGAGACCAUGAUCAGCGGCGUGACGGGGCAGGAGAUGCCCUGCGACAUCUACAUCGGGCCCGUCUACUACCAGCGGCUGAGGCACAUGGUGUCGGACAAGUUCCAGGUCCGCUCCACGGGCCCCAUCAACGCCAUGACGCGUCAGCCCAUCAAGGGCCGCAAGUUCGGCGGCGGCAUCCGCUUCGGCGAGAUGGAGCGCGACUCGCUGCUGGCGCACGGCGCCGCCUACCUCCUGCAUGACCGCCUGCACGCCUGCUCCGACUACCACGUGGCCGACGUGUGCGUCAGCUGCGGCUCGCUGCUGGCGCCGCUGCGCAAACCCGCCGCCAACGCGGACGUGACCUCGAACCUGAUGCUCGGCGGCGGCGGCGGCGAGGGCGGCGGCAAGACGGUGUGCCCGGUGUGCUGUCCCGGCUCCUCCGCCACCAUCGAGCGAGUGGCGCUGCCGUACGUUUUCCGCUUCCUGGCAGCGGAGCUGGCGGCCAUGAACAUCAAGAUGGAGCUGGAGAUCAAGUAGUGGUUGAGAUCAAGUAGUGGCUGGGGGCGAGAUGAGGUGGCGGUUGGGGUGACUGGAGGGGAGGAGGGAAAGGUGGAAGAGGCGGAGGGAGGGGGUGGGAGCAGGAGCAAAGCAUGAGCAGGGGCUCCUGGUUGCCAUCAAUAGAUUAGUUGAGUUCACAAGUUUGGGUAGGCAGGAGAUGUGGUGCACACGAGGGGGUGGGGGUGGGGGUCGCCGGGUCGGGACGGGUUGGCAGCAUGAGUAGGGGGCUUGUCCGACCCUGCAAUGCUGGGCCCCCGGCGAUUACAUGCGGUGGCACGAUCACCCGGGCACGCAUGGUGAGUGGUGGAAUCACGCGCGGCGGGGGUGCGGGCGUGGGUCUGAGGGGAUGUUAGGGGGGUAGUUUACUCCGGUCUCAAGGGGAGGGGCUAGGGGCGUGAGGUGGCCAGGGUCCACGUGCGCUGGGCCAGGUUGCGGAGCGUGCGGGCCGCUGCUGAAGCAGGGAGGACGUGGAUCAUGCACCGUACUGAGAAAGCACGUGCGUUGACGAGCUAGGACGGGCGCGCAUGCGGCAAACCGAUGGAGCGGAGAUGCUAUCGGAGGUCGUGAUUGCUGGUGUGGGCACGCCUGCCUGUGCUACGCGUGCCUGAGUCGGAUUACUCUGCGCUUGGAUGUGGGGUGACCAAGUGCACAAGUCACAAUGAACAAAAACAUUACUCGCACGUCGCAAUUGCGGGCGUGAAUUGGCGGAGUGGCACAGGCGGGGCUGAGAGUUCGUGUGUGUGCACGUGUGCUGUGUGCUGUGUGUGGGGGGCCCUGCUGGGUCGGGGGCCCUGCGUUUGCUGUGCGCGGGCCUGCCUCCUGCAGCCCUGCCCCUUGGCGCCAUGCCACUUGUAAGGGACUGAAGUC